AGGGGGAAGAAGAGCACAGCGGGCAUUCAGAGGCAGAGGGGGGCGGACGACCGGUGCCCUUCAUCAUUCCAGAACAGUUUUUUUUAUUCUGUCUUGGGCCUUUACUGUUUCAUCGAACAGGUUUUUAUCGGACAGAUACUGAACCGCUGUGAAAAUGGCGCAGCCGGACAGCAAGAAGAUCUUCUUUGAGAACCUGUCGGGGGCAGGCAAAGCCAUCGCAGUGCUGACGAGCGGAGGGGAUGCUCAAGGGAUGAAUGCCGCUGUACGUGCUGUGGUUCGAAUGGGGUUAUAUGUGGGUGCAAAAGUUUAUUUCAUUCAUGAGGGAUAUCAGGGUAUGGUGGACGGUGGGGAGAACAUAAGGGAAGCCACAUGGGAGAGCGUCUCCAGCAUGUUACAAGUGGGUGGGACUGUUAUUGGCAGCGCCCGCUGCAAAGAGUUUCGCAGUCAUGAGGGACGUCUGAAGGCCGCUCACAACCUGGUGCAGCGCGGCAUCACCAACCUGUGUGUGAUCGGUGGAGAUGGCAGCCUGACAGGAGCCAACCUCUUCAGGGAGGAGUGGAGCGGACUGCUGGCGGAACUGGUGGAGCAAGGUCUGAUCGAGGCCGACGCUGUGCAGAAGUACUCGGCCCUCCACAUCGUGGGGAUGGUUGGCUCCAUUGACAACGACUUCUGUGGAACCGACAUGACAAUCGGCACUGACUCCGCUUUGCACAGAAUCAUUGAGGUGGUGGACGCAAUCAUGACGACCGCACAGAGCCACCAGAGGACAUUCGUGCUGGAGGUCAUGGGCAGACACUGUGGCUACCUGGCCUUGGUGAGCGCCCUGGCUUGCGGGGCAGACUGGGUGCUGAUCCCUGAGAUGCCCCCCGAGGACGGCUGGGAGGAUAAGAUGUGUCAAAAGCUGUCUGCGAACCGAGCAGGGAUGAAAAGGCUGAAUAUCAUAAUUGUAGCCGAAGGCGCGAUUGAUCAUAACAACAAGCCCAUUACCACAGAAUAUAUUAAGAAUCUUGUUGUCAAAUGCUUGGGUUUCGACACACGAGUGACAAUCCUGGGGCAUGUGCAGAGAGGAGGGACCCCGUCUGCUUUCGACCGCAUCCUGGCCAGUCGUAUGGGUGUGGAGGCCGUACUUGCCCUUCUGGAGACCACGGCCAACACGCCAGCUUGUGUGGUUUCUCUCUGUGGCAACCAAUCGGUGCGCCUGCCUCUGAUGGAGUGUGUGCAGAUGACUCAGGAGGUCCAGAAGGCCAUGGACGAGAAACGGUUCGAGGAGGCCGUUAAGCUUCGGGGCAGGAGUUUUGAAAACAACCUGAAGACGUACAAACUGCUGGCUCAUCGCAAACCGGAGUCCGAACUGCCAACUAGCAACUUCAACGUGGCAGUGCUGAAUGUUGGUGCCCCCGCGGCGGGCAUGAACGCCGCCGUACGUUCAGCCGUCAGGGUGGGCAUCUCUGAGGGCCACAAGAUGUUUGCUGUCAGUGAUGGGUUUGAGGGAUUCUACAAAGGACAGAUUAAGGAGAUUAAAUGGGCUGAUGUUGGAGGAUGGACGGGACAGGGUGGAUCCCUACUGGGAACCAAAAGAACACUUCCUGCAAAGCAUGUCGAGAAAAUCGCUGAGCAGAUGCGAAAGCACAACAUAAACGCACUGCUAAUUAUUGGUGGAUUUGAGGCGUUUGAGAGUCUGCUGCAGCUGUAUGAGGCUCGCGCUACCUAUGAGGAGUUUUGCAUCCCGAUGUGUAUGCUGCCUGCCACCAUAAGUAACAAUGUACCCGGCACAGAUCUAAGUAUCGGGGCAGACACGGCCCUCAAUGCCAUCGUGGAGACCUGUGACCGCAUCAAGCAGUCGGCCAGCGGCACCAAGAGACGCGUGUUCAUCAUUGAGACCAUGGGAGGCUACUGUGGCUACCUGGCCAGCGUAGGCGGCCUGGCUGCAGGAGCUGAUGCCGCGUACAUCUACGAGGAGCCGUUUGACAUCAGAGACCUGCAGGCCAAUGUGGAACAUCUGACAGAGAAAAUGAAGACGAGCAUUCAAAGAGGACUGGUCCUCAGGAAUGAGAACUGUAAUGAAAACUACACCACAGACUUCAUCUACCAGCUGUACUCUGAAGAAGGGAGGGGCGUGUUCGACAGCAGGAAGAACGUGCUGGGACACAUGCAGCAGGGAGGAGCGCCGUCUCCGUUUGACCGUAACUUUGGGACAAAGAUCUCGGCGAAGGCGAUGCAGUGGAUUUCCAAAAAGCUGGUGGAGACAUUCAGACAAGACGAAGGCCGAGUGUUUGCCAACACCGAGGACUCGUGCUGCCUGCUGGGGAUGCGUCGCAGGGCUCUGGUCUUCCAGCCCGUCGUACAACUCAAGGAGGAGACUGACUUUGUCCACAGGAUCCCGAAGGAGCAGUGGUGGCUGAAGCUGCGUCCCCUCAUGAAGAUCCUGGCUAAAUACAAGACGAGCUACGACGUCUCGGACUCCGGUCAGCUGGAGCACGUCGUACGCAACCGGCCGAAAGAGUCGGACGCUUCAGUAGCCAUGUGAGGGCCCGCGUCGUACGGUGGCCUGCAAAGUCCACCAGUCUGUGUGUAAGACUGAAGGUCUGCGAGGCGUCACUUUGCGUGUUGUAAAAGAUCUCCAGUAACAACGUGUCUGUUAGACCACGAGCCGUGUCCAUUUCCUGUCUGCGUCAUUUCCUGGUGUCACUCCUCUCAGUUUCGUCUCGACAGACUCAUGAACUGUAACCUAGCCUCUGCAGCACUCACACACACACACACACACACACACACACACACACACACCUGUCCUGCCAUGCAUCUGUGUGUCCUUGUUGCCCUGGGUGUUGUUUUCAAAUUGCACUUUCUGUGUCUCCAGUUGCUUAGGCAGGCUCUGAGCCCAGAGCUGCACGAGGACAGAAUAGACACUGUCUCUGCUGUAAAACCCGUGUGUGUAUCUGCCUGGAACCAGUGUGAGGUUCAGCAUAUUUAUGUAAGACUGAUGCAAUACAGUUCUACUGCUACAGGAACUGCGUGCCGUGCUUUACACCCAAACUAAUAUUUAUCUUUUUAAUAUUGUUUAUUAUUUUGCUUGUAAACAUGGAUAUAUUAACUGUAGGCACUGCUAUACUGAGUAGCUGUCUGUCAUGCUGCACCAAGAACUUAGAUGUGUAAGAGACUAAUGUUUCCCACAGAAUAAAGUCAGUCUUGAGAAGUGUA
Messenger RNA from Toxotes jaculatrix (banded archerfish), 3198 nucleotides. RefSeq names its product phosphofructokinase, platelet a (gene pfkpa). The coding region runs from base 155 to 2527 and encodes 790 amino acids. Gene Ontology annotation, biological process: fructose 6-phosphate metabolic process; canonical glycolysis; fructose 1,6-bisphosphate metabolic process. Gene Ontology annotation, molecular function: monosaccharide binding; AMP binding; 6-phosphofructokinase activity. Gene Ontology annotation, cellular component: cytoplasm; membrane; 6-phosphofructokinase complex. The record is from RefSeq and is a predicted model, not a curated record. The transcript has 23 exons. Lineage: Eukaryota; Metazoa; Chordata; Actinopteri; Toxotidae.